UCUUUCGGUCUCACGCUUUAGGAGAUCGUUCUGAUUAGGUUUCCUUUUCUUAGCUUUGCUCUCCUGGUUCUCUUACUCGAUUGCUUUCCUUACCCUUGCGACGCUUGGAUCGAUCCCAUUUUAGGGUUUCUGACUGAUCCUCCUCACCAUCUCUCCAGCUGGAGAUUCGAGUUUGAAGAUUGAGAUUGUUGUCUGAAUUAUGCGAACUUCAUGGGCUGAUUCUGUUGCGAACGCCGAGAGCUCGGCGUUUGCGACCGGUGCUUCUGCUAGCACCACCAACACCAACGCUGCCGACGCCACUGCUGCUGCUGUUGUUUCUGCCCCUCGCCCUCCUCGUGCUGCCUAUGUCCCUCCUCAUGUUCGCAACCGCGCGGCAUCUUCGGAACUUCCGGCGUCGCCUUCCGCCGAUAGUUCUUCCGCUGCUAAAUUUGCACCUGGGCCCGGUGCAUCUUCUGGAGGAAGCCGUUGGGGUGGUGGCACCAGCCGAGACUUGGGACGCACUGGCUCUGGUGGUGGUGGCCGGAGCGUGGGCGGUGGUUGGGGCUCAAGGAGCGGUGGGUGGGAUGGGAGGGUGCGAGAGGUCAACCCUUUCGUGAACGAGGAAGAAACCACUGAGGUUGCUUUUGAUGGUCAGGAGAAUACUGGGAUAAAUUUUGAUGCUUAUGAAGACAUCCCUGUGGAGACCAGUGGUGACAAUGUGCCUCCGCCAGUGAGCACAUUUGCUGAGAUUGAUUUGGGGGAUGCAGUGAAUGAAAACAUCAGGAGGUGCAAGUAUGUGAAGCCAACACCAGUCCAGCGCCAUGCAAUUCCUAUCUUGCUCGCGGGGCGUGACCUGAUGGCCUGUGCUCAGACUGGGUCGGGAAAGACAGCAGCUUUCUGCUUCCCAAUCAUUAGUGGGAUUAUGAGGGGACCACCUUCACAGCGGCAGCGGGGCUCGAGGACAGUGUGUCCACCUGCGCUGAUUUUGUCUCCUACCCGAGAGCUUUCUAUCCAAAUACAUGAGGAAGCUAGGAAGUUCUCAUACCAAACUGGUGUUAGGGCUGUUGUUGCCUAUGGUGGAGCUCCAAUCAAUCAACAGUUGCGGGACUUGGAAAGGGGAGUUGACAUUCUUGUUGCGACUCCUGGUCGCCUGGUUGACUUGCUUGAGAGGGCCAGAGUCUCUUUACAAAAUAUCAGAUAUUUAGCCCUGGAUGAGGCUGAUAGGAUGCUUGAUAUGGGUUUUGAGCCUCAAAUUCGAAGAAUUGUUGAACAAAUGGACAUGCCUCCACGUGGUGAAAGACAGACCAUGUUAUUCAGUGCCACAUUUCCUAGAGAGAUACAGAGGUUGGCUUCUGAUUUCCUUUUCAAUUACAUCUUUCUUGCUGUUGGAAGGGUUGGUUCUAGUACUGAACUGAUUGUUCAGAGAGUAGAGUUUGUUCUUGAGCCAGACAAAAGAAGCUACCUAAUGGACCUCCUUCAUGCCCAAAAGGUUAAUGGUGCCUAUGGAAAGCAAGCUCUAACUUUGGUCUUUGUGGAGACAAAGAAAGGUGCUGAUUCGUUGGAACAUUGGUUAUCCAUGCAUGGGUUUCCUGCAACUACCAUUCAUGGUGAUAGGACACAACAGGAACGGGAACGAGCACUGAGAUCCUUCAAGAGUGGUGCAACUCCAAUUCUAGUAGCAACUGAUGUUGCUGCCCGUGGGCUCGACAUCCCCCAUGUGUCACAUGUUAUCAACUUUGACCUCCCCAAUGACAUUGAUGACUAUGUUCACCGCAUUGGUAGGACUGGGAGAGCUGGAAAGAGUGGUCUAGCCACCGCAUUCUUCAAUGAGAAUAAUUCAUCUUUAGCCAGGCCAUUGGCAGAGCUUAUGCAGGAAUCAAGCCAGGAGGUGCCAGAUUGGCUUUCUCGCUAUGCAACCACUCGGUCUUCAUAUGGUGGUAGAAACCGUCGAUCAGGUGGAGCACGAUUUGGAGGCCGUGACUUUCGAAGAGAUUCCUCUACCAGGAGUGGAGGCAGUGAGUAUUAUGGUGGAGGCAAUGGGUAUGGAGGUGGGUCAUAUGCGGCAUCAGGGUAUGGAGGUGGUUAUGGCAAUCAAGGGUUGACUAGUGCUUGGGAUUAGCACCAUUCCAUUAAUUUAUAGCUUAGAUAUAUUCACCCAUUCAUGAGGGUUAUAAUUUUGAUAGCAUGACACACUUGAAGGCUAAACAUAGUUUGCGAUAUCCCUUUUCUUCAUUGCCUGCUUAAUCACUAGCAGUUUCUCUUUCCCCACUUUUGAGAGUAUUAUCUGACUGAAUCACAUAUGAUCGAAUGGAAGCAUGGCAAACUGUAAUGCCUCAGGCAGCUUCAUUCUCAAUUUUUUUUUUUUGUGUGUAAGUUGGAGGUUGUAAAAUAUGUGAUGAGACUUCGAGGGUCCUUUAGGGCUGUUUGGUUCGUCUCAAACAUGUUUGUUUGACCUGUUAAAGUGGUGGGGAAGUAAAACAUCAUCAUUGCUUUUGCUUUGUGUUUAUCAAUUGGGUUCUUGUAAAAUUUUAAGAUACAGAAAUCAUUGUUGGGAGGUAGAAGGAAAAGGGGUGGUCUGUCAAGUCUUGUCAGAAACAGGUGUUAUCUUGAAACUGAUACUAUAAUCUGAUCAAGAUGCUGAAUUGUACUUCAA
Molecule: messenger RNA, 2632 nt
Organism: Musa acuminata AAA Group (dessert banana)
Lineage: Eukaryota; Viridiplantae; Streptophyta; Magnoliopsida; Zingiberales; Musaceae
Product: DEAD-box ATP-dependent RNA helicase 37-like
Exons: 7
Coding region: 200-2098 (632 amino acids)
Cellular component (GO): nucleus
Molecular function (GO): RNA binding; ATP binding; RNA helicase activity
Source: RefSeq, a predicted model, not a curated record